AGCUUUGCACACGGAAUGGCUCGUUACAGGGAGAUUCCCGGCAAAAAGGUUUCCUCCCUCAAUUUGGUGACAGGAUUUUUUCAGUAUCUGCGAGAUGAACAAGAAGCAGUUCAGAAAAGGACUUUUACAAAAUGGAUUAAUUCCCAUUUGGCCAAGCGCAAGCCUCCUAUGGUGGUGAAUGACCUGUUUGAGGACAUUAAAGAUGGAGUGAUGCUGCUUGCCUUGCUUGAGGUUCUAUCUGGACAGAAAUUGCCAUGUGAGCAAGGCCGGCAGCUGAAACGAAUCCACUGGGUCUCCAACAUUGGUACUGCCCUGAAAUUUCUGGAGGGAAGACGGAUCAAAUUAGUCAACAUUAAUGCAACUGACAUUGUUGAUGGACGGCCUUCCAUUGUACUUGGCUUGAUUUGGACCAUAAUUCUGUAUUUCCAGAUUGAGGAGUUGACAAGUAAUCUACCUUUACUUCAGUCAUUAUCCAGCAGUACUUCAUCUGUGGACAGCUUGGCUAGCUCAGAGACAGCUAGCCCUCCAAUGAAAAGAAAAGUUCUCACAAAAUUCCAAGGAAAUGCUAAAAAGGCUCUGUUAAAAUGGGUGCAGUACACCGCAGCAAAGCGCCUCGGAAUCGAGGUGAAAGACUUUGGGCCCAGCUGGAGGAGCGGAGUUGCCUUUCAUGCUGUGAUUUAUGCAAUUCGUCCUGAUUUGGUAGAUAUGGAUAAAGUAAGGAGGCGUUCAAAUAGAGAAAACUUGGAAGAGGCCUUUUCCAUUGCAGAAACUGAGCUAGGAAUCCCCCGACUGCUUGAUCCAGAAGAUGUGGAUGUUGAAAAACCGGAUGAAAAGUCCAUCAUGACAUAUGUGGCCCAAUUCCUUAAACAUUAUCCGGACCCACACAACACAGAGACAGAUGGCCAUGACGAAGAGGGGAUACUUUGCUCCAUCCCUACUUUUGCAAUUUCUCUCCCUAAGAUGCAGAGAGAGCGAAGACGUCUCCUGCGAGAAAUGAAGGCUUGGCUGGAGCAAUAUGAAAGGGAUCUCUGCAGAGCUCAAGCAUCUGAGGGGAGCCUGCAGGAAAAAUACCAGCAAUUUAAAGGUUUUCGAGUACAGUAUGAAAUGAAAAAAAAGCAGAUUGAGUCCUUAAUACAGCCUGUACAAAAAGAUGGGAAGUUGUCAGUUGAUCAAGCAGUUGUCAAGCAGGCGCUGGAGAAAGUAUAUUCCGUGUUGCUGGAAUGGCAUAUUCAGCUUGAUAAUUCGCUGCCUGGUGUUUUGGGAACAAUUGGUGCCUGGCUACAUCAGGCUGAAAUGGCCUUAAGGGAAGAAAUAUCUGUGCAGCAGGCCCAUGAAGAAACCGCAAAUAAUAUCCACAGAAAACUGGAACAGUACAAGGAGGUACUAAAAUGUCUUGAAGGCCAAAGACAGGUAUUUCAGCAGAUCCACAAGACAGGAAGUAUGAAUGGAGUACCAGUCCCAAAAGAACAAUUGGAUGAUAUGGCUGAAAGAUUCAAUUUUGUUUCAACAACAUCCCAAAUCCAUAUAAUUAAACUGGAAUAUUUGGAGCUAAAAUAUAGGCUGUUGGCUUUUCUGAUGGUGGCAGAAUCCAAGCUGAAGUCAUGGAUCAUCAAGUAUGGUAGAAGAGAAUCAGUAGAACUUUUGCUUCAGAAUUAUACUGCAUUCAUUGAAGGAAAUAAAUUCUUUGAACAGUAUGAGGAUACAUAUCAGACAAUGAAACAGAAAGCUGAUGUCUAUGUGAAAUAUGACAGAUCAGCUGAAGAAAUUGAAGGGGUGAGCAAAUUUCUAUAUGAUACUGCUGCACAAUGGAAGAAUUUGUCAUUGGAGGUUCGGAGUGUGCGUAGCAUGUUGGAGGAGGUGAUUUCCAAUUGGGACAAGUACAGCAGUACUGUUGCCAAUUUACAAGCAUGGCUUGAGGAUGCAGAAAAAAUGUUGAACCAACCAGAGAAUGCCAAACGGGAAUUCUUCAGAAAUUUGCCUCAUUGGAUUCAACAACACACAGCGAUGAAUGAUGCUGGAAAUUUUCUUAUUGAAACUUGUGAUGAAACUGUGUCACGAGACUUGAAACAGCAGUUGCUUUUACUUAAUGGAAGAUGGAGAGAGCUAUUUGUGAAAGUUAAGCAUUAUGCACGGGCUGAUGAAGUUGACAAAAUAAGGAAGCAACUGCAAGAUGGAGUUGCUGCUUUAAAAGAAUUUGUCGAUAAGGCAAAUGAAAAAAUGACCUCUCCUUUGGAAGUAUCUUUUCUAAAUGUACGGACCUUUACACAAGAUGCUGAGGAUAUUAAACAGAAACUUCCCAUAAUGGAAGCUCAGUUUAAAAAUGUCACUAGAAAUGCUCAGAUACUUACAAAAGAUACACCUGAAGAGGAGAUCACCCUCAUGCAAUCAACCAUGACAGGAAUUAAGGAUCAGCUGAGCAAGCUAAGGGAAAGAUACUUGCCAUUGCUGCGUGAAUCUCAGUCACUUCUUUCUCCUCUGGAGGAAAUGGAGAAGCAGAUAACAAUUUUUUACCAGUCUCUAGAGAAGGCUAGUUGCAUCACUGCAGGCAGAGAUGGUGAAAUUCAGGCCCCUGGAGACUUCAAACAGAAAUGUCAGGACUUGAUUAAUUGUCAGGAGGACUGUAAAAAAUGUAUGACAGUUAUUGACAGAUGCAACCAGACUGUGCAACGCAUUGUUACAAGCAGUAAGACACUGCAACACUUUGACCGUUCCCUACUGCAGAAAAGGAUGGCCGAUCUGCAGAGUUCAUUAAAGACUAUGGCAGUAGAAGCCACAGAAUGGAGAAAAACUAUUGAAGCUAACAGCAGUCUAAUGAAAAGAUUUGAAGAAUCUAGAAUAGAAUUGGAAAAAGUGUUGAACAUUGCACAAGCAUCUUUAAAGGAAAAGGGAAACCCUGAGGAGCUUCUCAAAAAACAUACUGAGUUUUUUGGCCACUUGGAUCAGAGAGUUCUGAAUGCAUUUCUUAAAGCUUGUGAUGAGAUGACCGACAUUCUUCCUGAAAAUGAACAACAAAGUCUGCAAGAAACAGUUAGAAAGCUGCACAAGCAGUGGAAGGAUCUUCAAACUGAAGCACCUUAUCAUUUACUGCAUUUGAAGAUUGAGCUGGAGGCCAACCGUCUUAAAACUAGUCUGGAGGACUGCAAGUUAGAGUUGUCUCGAGAAAACAAGUUACUCCCUACUGUUGGGAGUGAGCAGCUUAUAAAGGAGCAUAAGGCCUUCUUUGGAGAGAAAGGGCCACAGCACUUGUGUGAAAAAAGACUCAGUUUAAUGGAAGAACUUUGUAAAAAACUUCCUGAAAAAGACCCUGCCUACAAAAAUAUAGAGCUCAGCAGGAAAGCUUUAACAGAUAUCACAGCACAGAUUGAAAAGACCUACCAGAAACUAAUGCAGCAUCCAGAUAAAUGGAAGGAGUUUAACACCAGGUUUUCUGAGUUAUCUGCCUGGCUGUCUUCGAAAGAAAGUCAGUUACGGCUGUUAAGGAACAGAGCAAAUGAUCCAGGCAAAUAUGGACAAGUCAGCACAACUAUUGAGGGACUACGAGGAGAUGUGGAACAGCAGGAGAUUAACCUAAACUGGCUGAAAUCAAGGCUUUCAAUGCUGAUAGAAGUUUCCUCUGAGAGUGAAGAGAAAAGACAAGAUGGCGCUCUAAAGAAAUUGUCAAAUGACUUUAAGGAAUUUCUUUCUGCACUUAGUGAGACUGAGAAGAAGGUCUCAGCUAUAGGUCAGUGUGUUCAUCUUCAGGGAGAGGUAAAAGGCAUUCUGGAAGAACUUGUUCAAGGACAAAAAGAAGCCGAGGCUGAGUCUGUCAGGAUUCUUGAUUCAGAAAGUGUUCAAGAGGCUCAGCAGCUUCUUAUUAUUCACCAGCAAAACUUAAAAAGACUGAGAUCAAAACGGAGGGAUGUCCAACAGCAAGCAACACGAAAUCAGCAACUUUGUGUUGAUGAAGGAGUCGCCACUUCUCUGCAACCAGAUCUUCAAGAGUUGGAAAGUACUUUAAGUAAAAUGGAACAAAAGAUGGAAACUCAAGAGAAGGAGCUACAGGUUGCAGUGACCGAUUGGCAUCACUUUGAAACAGAUAAAGAAAAAAUGGUUCAGUUCCUAACAAAAGCAAACACCAGUUUAGUAAAAGACCUAAUAUUCAAUAGCCUGGAAAGCCUCAAUGCAGAUCUGGAGGAAUCUAAGAAUCUUCUGGAAGUUAGUGAAGGCCAAGCAACUCAUGUGGAUGUUCUUGUCAAGAAAUCUAAAGAAAUUAAACUUGGGCCAAAAAAUACAGUUCUUUUACAACAACAGGCAACUUCUGUUCAAGAUCAAGUUAACGCAUUGGAAAAACAUUUACAUAAGGACAUUAAACAAAUGGAAAAGAUUAAAAAAGAGUGGGAAGAGUUUGGUCAGGAGUAUGAAGAUCUUUCGCUGUGGAUUGCUGCAAAGGAAAAAGACUUAGAGCAAAAUAUUUCUGCUGUGCCACUUGAUGAACAGAUUGGCAAAGUUCAGGACAUCAGUAAAGAACUUGAGGCCAAGGCUAAAGUAAUCCCGUCUUUGGAAGAUCAGUCUGUGUCCCUGGGGCAGUUUGUAUCCUCUGGAGAAGCUGCACGCAUAAAAGCCAGAUUGACACAAAUUGGCAGACACUGGGAAGAGUUGAAAGAGCAAGUGCAACAUCUGAAUGGAGUUUUACAAGAAAAUUCCUCACACUUACAGAAAUUUCAAGGCAGCCUUAUAGAGGCUGAAAAGACUUUGGAAAAUUUAGAAGAUAAAUUAUUUUCCUCAGUUACGUCUUGUUCUUCUGCCACAGAAACACACAAAGAGCUUCAGAAGCAUGGGGACCUCACACUCUCCUUAGAGCAACUGAGGACCACAAUCACAUCGCUACUGGCAGGAGCUCGUAAAGUCACCGAUAAAGACAAAGCUGAGCAGAAUGUCAUUUCCUUGCAGCAACGCUAUGAGAAAGAUAUGCAGCAAGCAAAAGAAAAACAAGCUAAACUGGAAAACCUGCUUGCAAUGUGGCAACGAUUUGAAAAAGAAUGGAGUACCUUUGAGUCCUGGCUCGAGAGAUGUGAAGCAGUAAUUGGCACACAGGCACAUCUUAUGUCUAUUGAUCAAGCAAAGCUUCAAAGCGAUCUUGACACUUUAAAGGAUUUACAACAUGAAGUGACAUCCCAUGAGUCAGCAUAUAAGACACUUUCAAAUCUUGCAGCUUCCCUUUACCCCACAGCCAUGGAAAACAUAGUGAAAGAGAUAAAACGCAACAUGAAGCACACUGAAGAGAGACUGUAUACCCUGGCUAAUACUAUACCAGAUAGAAUCCAGCAAGUUCAGUCUCACAUUACAAAAAUCCAGGAAUACGAUGAUAGCCUUCUUCAGCUGUCAAACUGGAUUGAACAAUUCCUGAACAGUCUCCAGUCCACUUGUGAAGUUAACAUAACAGAUCUCCAGCCAGCAUAUAAUGAAAUUAAAAACAAUUUGGCUGAACUUGAGAAACAGAAUGCAAAGAAAGAAAGCCUACAGGCACAAGUUGAUAGCCUAUGCUCUGUCUGCAGUCCUGAAGAUCAAGAUGUCUUACAGAGCAGGAAAGAGGAUUAUUUUCAGCUCUUCCGUGAAGCAGAUCAGACAUUGGAAAGGAGAAAUGAAGUACUGAAACAACUAGAAAUAUUUGUACAAACACAUAAGAGAGCAUCUGGUAUAUUACAUCAUUUAAGGAAGAUUGUUGAGUCUGCAAGCAAUUGGGAUAAAAGUAAAAGUGAAUCCCUACAGCAAGAAUUAAAAGAUACAGUUCCCCAAGUCAGCAGUUUGGAAUUAUUGGCAGUCAGUGUGGAUGGGAGUCUUAGCAAGGCUCUUUAUCACAUUAAAGAAGGUGAUUCUGAGCAGAGGACCACUUGCAGAGCUUUAGCUGAUCAACUUGGCACAGAACUGGAACUAGUUCAGAAUAUUCUGGGUACAAAACAAAGUGAAGCUGAAGCCCUUACAACUUUGUGGGCUUCUUUUAAAGAACGCAAGGAGCAGCUGCUGAAAAGUGUUGAGGACAUUGAAGAGAAGGCAGAUAAUGAAGGUCUAAGAGAACCUACACUUCUUGCCCUACAACAAAGACUAAGAGUAUUCAACCAUUUAGAGGAUGAAUUAAAUUCCCAUCAGCAUGAGAUGCAGUGGUUAAUAGAUAAAGCCAAGCAGCUAAUGCAGAAAGGCACUGAUUUAGUGUCCGAGUGCAAAAAGGAGAUCGACCAAGUAGAGAAGUCCUGGGAAGACACUAAAUCUCUCAUCAUGGAAAAUCAAGAACAGUGCAGUGCAUUAAUAGAUCUCAUACGAGAGUUCCAGAAUAGAAAAUCAACAAUUAAUAAAAUAAUAGAAAGUGCUGAAAAUGUGGCUGAAAUUAAGUCUGUCUUGAAGGAUCAAGAGGACAUUAGGAGAACAUUAUCACGGCAUGAAGCCAUAAAAAAUGAGAUGAGUGCAAAGCAGGAUGAGUUGGAUGCUUUUAAUAACAAAGGAAAACAGGUCCUUAAUGAGCUGAAGAAGAUUCCUAUGUGUGAUUCUACGGCUGUGAGAAAAGAUAUGGAUGCCAUUGUAGAUCAGUGGCUUGAUGUUAUGGACAGAAUUGAUGAAAAUAUUGAAAGGGUCAGCGUUUGCCUAUCACUUUGGGAAGAUGUGCUCAACAUUACUGAUGAAAUUGAUGGGUGGUCCAACAGUUCAGUUUCAGAUCUGAGUGAAAAUCUGAGCAAUCUUAACAACAGCCAACGAAUGGAGGAACGUCUUGUUCAGUUUCAGUUAGAAAUAAAUAAUAAAGAAGAAAAGUGUAAAGCACUGAACUUGAAGACAACAGAAUUGAAGCAAUUAACUAAGAGCCAGGAGCCUCCAACAGAGCUGCAGGUCUUGGAAUGUGAUGUUAGAAAAAAGAUCCUCCAUGCCCGGGGAGUGUCAGAUACAGCCCGAGAAACUCUUAGACAGUUUAGCACCCAGAAGCAGCAGUUGGAGAACUUCAUAGCUCAAAUGACAGAGUGGUUGAGCAGUGUGGAGCAGUCUCUACUAGCCUUUCCUCACAGCAUCAUUCCUGAGGAUCUGCAAAAAGUAAAGGAUGUACAGAAGGAUCUUCAGAAGCAACAAGGCAGCAUUGACAUGACACGGGAGAAUCUCAACAGUCUCUGCAGGAAAUAUCACUCUAAUGAGCUUGAAAUGUUGGGUGGUGCCAUCACUGAAUUAAUUAAGAAAUAUGAGGUUGUAAACCAGCUGUCUUCCAAAACAUUAUGUGCCCUCCAGGAUAAUCUUGAGCAGCACUUCAGUGAUUUAGUCCAGAAGUUUAAUAGCUGGCUCUCCGAGCGUAAAGACAUGGUACUAGAAUGCUCUGAUUGCUCUGGUGAUAUGAACAUAAUUGAAGAAAAACUCCAGAAACUCAAGGAUGUUCUGAAUUCUAUGGAGGAGGGAGAAAAGAGGCUUGCAUUGGUGUGUGAAGAAGGAGAGAAACUAUUACUCUUUUUACCAAAACCUAGUGCCAUCCACAUCCAGCAGCAGUUGUGUGUGAGCCAACAGGAAUGGGAUAACUUUGUAGAAGAGUGUAAAGAAAACCAGCAGGCUCUAGAAGAAAGUACAGCGCAGCUUACUGGGUUUGAUAGUCAACUGAAAAAACUGAACUAUUGGAUUCAGCAAAUGGAGGAUCAGCUAAAUUCUGAUCUCCUAGGUGAGAGAAAGCCAAAUAUUUCUGAAAAGAAGUCUGAGCUGGAGAAGAUGGAAAACUUUCAUGAGCAGCUGCUUGUCAAAAGAGAGUCCUUUGAUCAGCUGUGCCAGCAGUCACAAAGCCUGAGUGAUCAAGGCCUUGGUGAUGGUAGAGAAAUGCGUGCCACAUCUCAGCUGCAAUUAAGUUAUCAGGGUCUUCUGAAAGGAGCAAAAGAGAGAGUGCGAAUCUGUCAAGUUGCAUUACAGGAGCACACUGUGUUUGAGGAGACACUGCAAAGCACAUGGGCCUGGCUUAAGGAAGUGAAAGGAAGACUGACUGUUAUAGACAACACUAUUGGAUCUAAAGACCUGUUAGAAAAGAGGCUGAUUCAAGUGCAGGAAAUCCUGUUAAUGAAGGGUGAAGGAGAAGUCAAAUUAAAUAUGGCAAUUGGUAAAGGAGAGCAGUCAAUGAAGAGCAGCAGUGAGGAAGGUCAGAGAGCUAUUCGUUCAAAGCUUCAGGAGCUAAAAGAUGUUUGGGCCAGCGUCAUCAUGGCCUCAAUGAGCUGCCACAGCUGUUUAGAUUGGACUGUCACUCAAUGGACCAGUUUCUUGGAGGAGAAAAACCAGCUGCAACAAUGGAUGGAUUCAGUGGAGCAGGAAUUGAGUGUACCAUUGCAACAGCAACUUGGGAUGAAGGAGAAAAUCUCUCAAAUGGAGCGGUACCGAGCUAUCCUAUCAGAUGUGGAGAACCAUGCCGCUGUACUCAGUCGUUUAGAGGACAAGGCGUCUGAAAUGCUGGACAAAACAGGAGAUACUUCUUUUGAGAGAAAUGAACAGAUAGAACUGAGGUCACAGUUUCAUGACAUCAACACUGUAGUCAAAAAUAAGUUAAAGAACCUGGAAGAAGUAGUAGAAGAGCAUAAGAUGUACCAUGAAGCCAUCCGUGAGUUUGUUGACUGGCUUCACUCGGCAAAGGAGGAGCUCCAGCGCUGGUCAGAUAUGUCUGGGGAUUCUACGUGUAUGCAACGCAAAUUGACAAAAAUCAGGGAAUUGAUUGACUCCAGACAGAAUGGCAAAGAACGUCUAAACAGAGUGCAGCAGUCGGCCUUAAAUGUGAAGAAAAAUACCGCGCCAAGUAGCUGUGAGCUGAUCGACAGGGAGACGGUUGCCCUGCUUUCAGACUGGCAGCAGUGGGAGAACAACACCCUGCAGACUCAGGGCAGUCUGGAAAGCGUGCUCAGUCAAAUGGCCAGUUCUGAGCAGGAGUUUAUUACCCAGGCCAACCAGCUGGAUCGCAGUCUGCAACAGUUUAGCUGCAGCCUGAAAGAGUGGGAUCAGAAGCUCAGCCAAGUGUCCGAGCGAAACAGCAAUGAAGAGGUUUUGCAGGGCUGGAGGAUUACAAAGGAUACAUUUGAAAGUCUAGUAAAGGCUGAACCCAUAUCAGAUAGCUUGAAGACUCAGUUGAAUGACCUUUGCCGUUUCUCCAGAGACCUCAGCUCACAUUCGGAGAGGGUGUCUUCAUUAAUCAAAGAAUACAACAGCCUUUGUCUGCGGGCAUCCAAGGAGUGUCAGAAUAAAGAGAAAUUUCUGGAACAGAGAUUUCGCCUCUCCUUCAGAGAGUUCCAACAGUGGCUUGUCAGUGCUAAGAUAGCUACUGCCAAGUGUUUUGACAUUCCUCAGAACAUCGGUGAGGUCACUUCCAGCCUACUAAAAAUUCAGGAGUUCUUAGCUGAAAGAGAGCUUGGUCAAUGUAAGAUGAAUGCUGUUGUCUUUAAUGGGGAGAUGAUCUGUAGCAUUUUACCCACGGAAAAAGUGGAAACUAUUCAGGUUAAAGUGACCAGUGCCCGUGAGGACUGGAAAAAUCUGUUAUCAAAUCUGCAUCAGAGGGAGGCUGCUUUACAGAAUUUACAGUCACAAAUGAAGGAUUUUGAAGCAAGUGCAGAACCAUUUCAGUUGUGGCUUAACAGCACUGAGACGGCCAUACAGGAAAGCAGUGCUCGUCUUCACAACCUCUCUGCUAAGAGGCAGGAGCAGGGCAAACUACAGUCAGUCCUUGAGGAAAUAGCCUGUCAGGAGUUUCAGCUCAACAGGCUCAAGGAAAAAGCUCAACAACUGUGGGAAGGACAAGCUGCCGGCAAAGGCUUUGUGCAUCGAGUUUCUCAGUUGUCUGCACAGUAUCUAGCUUUAAGCAACCUGACUAAGGAAAAGGCUUCCCGGAUUGACAGAAUAGUUAUGGAGCACCAGCUUUUCUCUCAGGGUCUCAAGGAACUUCAGGACUGGGUUGCUGAUGCCAAUCAAAUGCUGCAGUCGUACUGUAGCCCUACAGCUGACAAAAAUGUUCUUGACAGCAGAAUGUUGAAACUUGAGGCACUUCUUGCAGCUAGACAAGAGAAAGAGAUUCAGUUAAAGAUGUUAUUAACACGGGGAGAGUCAGUACAACGAAACACGUCCGCUGAAGGAGUUCCUGUUGUUCGAAAACAAAUUCAAGAUCUUAAAGAUUCUUGGGACUCUCUUCUUUCAGCUUGUAUACAGUGCAAAAGUCAGCUGGAAGCUUCCCUCUCCCAAUGGACAAGUUAUCAAGAUGAUGUUCGUCAGUUUGUCAGCUGGAUGGACAAAGUGGAAGAGAAUCUGAACAGCUCAGAAAAGCAGUAUCCAGAAAUGAGAGAUAAAACGACGAAUUUAGGGAAAGCCAAGUUGCUUCAUGAGGAAGUAUUAAGCCACAAAAGUCUGUUGGAGACCAUUACUGUGAAAGGCUCUGGUAUGGCAGAACAUUAUGUGACCCAGCUGGAGAUCCAAGAGCUUCAAGAGCGCUAUUCCAGUCUCAAGGAAAAGGCGAAGACAUCAGUAACAAAAGCUGAAGAGCUAGUCUUGGCUCACCAGGAAUACCAAAGAGGUCUUCGAAUGUUUGAGGACUGGCUAGAACAAGAACAAGAGAAACUGAGCUGCUUUUCACAUGCUGAAGGGGAUGUGGAGACUUUAGAAAAUACACUGAGAGAGCUGCAGGACCUCCAGAUACAAUGUACAGAGGGACAGGCCCUUUUAAACAUUGCUCUUGCUAAUCGAGAAAAGGUUAUUCCACGGGGCAUUCCACAGAUAGAAGAUCGAGCACUGGAGACUGUAGAGCAAGAAUGGGAUAUGUACCAGGCAAGACUCGCAGAGAGUAGAGCACAUCUUAACACAACUCUUACGAGACUCCGACAAAUGGAACAGAAGUUUCAACAUCUUGAUGAAUGGCUUAGAAACAUUGAGACUAAAGCUACUAUUCGGACUGGACGACGUUCUGAUAGGGCCACAAAGGAGGCUCAGCUGCAAAUACUAAAGGGCUGGUAUGAAGAAACACUCAUGUACAAAGAGGAGGUGGAAGGUGCAAGUGCCUUGGCACAACAAGUUCUAGAAGAGACCCACAUUAGCAGCAGAAUCAGCAAUCGGGCAACACAACUCACUUCCAGAUAUCAGACUGUGUUGCUCCAUUUGAUGGAAACAAUAAAGCAGCUUGAGGAAGAAAUUCGAAGUAUUGAGGAAGCUCAAAUAGCCUUCAGUUCCUAUACAGACUGGCUUGGGGAAGCACAGAAAAAUUUUAAGAAUGUGGCUGUCAGUAUUGAUGUUGUUGAUCUUAUUGCAAUGGAAAACAAAAUGAAAAAAUUGGAGUCUUUACAGAGUGAUAUGGAAGUGGGGCAUGGAUUCUUGAAAGCUACACGAGAGAAGGCAGAAAAUGCCAUGACCUACUUAGAGCAAGCAGAGGCUGAUGAACUGCGUCAAGAAGUGGAUGCUCAUCUUGGUCAGCUAGAUGAGUUAAUGGGAGGUAUUCGGACUGAGUCUAGCAUGUUGGAGAAGUGCAUGCACCUUUCCAAAGAGUUUUUGGACAGGUACAAGAUACAGGCUCAGUGGCUACUGGAAACUCGGACAAUGCUUAACUCCCCUAUGGAGCCCAAGGCUGAACUUUAUGAAAAGAAGGCUCAGCUAGCUAAAUAUAAGGGAAUUCAACAGACUGUCCUGUCCCAUGAAUCAUCUGUGAAGUCUGUAAUUGAGAAGGGAGAGGCCUUGCUUGACACUGUGCGUGAUGCCACAGUUAGUGAAAACAUGAAAAAACUUCAGGAAGAGUAUCAAGAUCUUUGCAACAUUGUCAGAAACCAUGUACAGAAUCUUGUUACCAGAGUGGCUGAACAUGAACUAUACAACAGUGACCUGCAGGACAUAGAGAAGUGGUUGCUUCAAAUGUCUAGCAGGUUGGUUGCUUCAGAUUCAAUGCAAAGCAACAGCCUGGAAAUGGCUACACAGCAUCUAGCAAGACACAAAGCUAUUAUGGAAGAGAUUGCCAGCUUUGAAGACAGAUUAAUAAAACUUAAGGACAAAGGUGACUACAUUAUUGGCAGCUGUGCUGAUCAUCUCCAAGGAAAAAUUAAACAGCAGAUUCAAGCCCACCAGCAAGGAACAAGAGACAGCUACUCUGCCAUCUGUAGCACUGCUCAGCGUAUAUACCAGGGACUCGACAAGGAACUUCAGAAACAUGUUAGCCAUCAGGAUACAUUACAACAGUGCCAAAUUUGGCUAUCUACAGUACGUCAGGAGCUUCUGCUCCACACUCAAGCACCAUUUUGCCUUCAAGAUGCAUGGAAACAGGUGAAACAUUACCGAGCACUGCAAGAACAAGCCAGUACUUACCUGGACCUGGUUUGCUCGAUGUGUGACCUGUCAGAUGAAGAUGUGAGAAGGACAGCAGCAGACAUUCAGCAGAUUAAACAAAUGGUUGAUGAAAGAAUGGCUAGAGCUCAGGAACUUGCAAAAGGCUGGCAAGAUAUUAAGCAACAGAAAGCUGAACUCACCAGCCACUUUCAAGAUGUGGAACAGCAACUUCAGAGUCUGAGUAGGAGACCGGCAGAACUGGAGUUAAAAAUUGCACACAAUAUGCUUCUCCAGGUUCAGGAGUUCAGCCAGAAUCUACAGUCCAAGCAAGCAAUUAUCACCCAGAUGACGGAAAGUGUGAAUAGGCUGGCUAAUGGACAGGAGUCUUCAGAGCACAGGGAGAUAAAUCAACUGAGCAACUGGUGGCUGGAGCUAUGCAAUCAAGUCAAUAAGUUGCUCUCACAAAGAGAGUGUGAUCUCCAGAGAUCCAGGGACUACCAUGACCGCAUUAGUGCAGUAGAAGCCCUUUUUGACAGUGUGUCCAAAGAGUGGGAUAAUUUAAUCAGAACUGAUGCUGAAAGUACUGAGGAGCAUCUAGAAGCUUUGCAAAAGCUUGCAGCAACUCUUCAAGACCAAAGAUAUACCCUUGAAGAUUUGAAGGAUCAUAAGCAAAAAGUGAUAGACCGAUUGAAUUUAGACGAAAAGGAACUGGUGAAAGAACAGACUGGCCACUUUGAACAGCGCUGGAUGCAUUUAGAAAGUCUUAUUGAGAAAAAAAUCCAAGACUCUGUAACUACACUGGAGGAGAUGAGUCAGGUAAUAGCAAGGUUGAAGGAUGCUCGGGAAUGGGCAGAGGAGCAACAGCCAGCAUUAAGUGAAGCUAUGAAGCUAAGUCCUCCUCCUGAACUGGCUCAGAGUUUUUUGUUUGAUCACCUAAGUAUCUGCAGUGAGCUGGAAUCAAAGCAAAUGCUGCUAGCUACAGCAGUAACCGAUGCAGACAGAGUUAUGACUCACCUCGGCCUAAAUGAAAGACAGCAACUGCAGAAGCUGAUGACUCAAGUGCAGAGUGAAAUAGAUAGUCUAAAAGAAAUGGUCAAUCAAAGAAGGAAGUAUCUAAGCAAAGCCUUCUCAGAAAAGACGCAGUUCCUUCUGGCUACACACCAGGCUAUUAAUUGGAUUCAGCAAAAUGAAAGGAAAGCCAUUUCAGAGGAGCACAUUGCCCUCUUGCCUGAAGACCUGACCAAGCAAAUUAAGACUUGCAGAAGUAUUCAGAGCAGUUUGAAGGCUUAUCAGGGUGAGCUUACAUCACUCUGGUCACAGGGUAGAGGAUUAAUGAAAGAUGCAACAGAAGAUGAAAAAGAAGAAGUACUGAGUAAACUCCAGGAGUUGCAGAAUGUUUAUGAAACUGCUUUACAGAGGUGUACACAGAGACUGCAGGAGCUUGAAAAAGUGCUGGUUUCAAGAAAAUAUUUUAAAGUGGAUUUGGACAAAACAAGUCAAUGGCUUAAGCAAGUGGAUAUUGUCACCUUCCCAGAAAUUAACCUUAUGAAUGGAGACCCAGAGCUCCAAUCUCAGCUUUCCAAAUACCAGCACGUAUUAGAUCAGGCAACAGAAUAUGAGAACCUUCUUCUUAUUGUUCAGAGAACUGGUCAGGAGAUUCUGCCAUCACUCAAUGAAGUUGAUCAUGCAUAUUUAGAUGAAAAGCUAAAUGCCCUCCCUCAACAAUUUAACCAUGUCUUGGCCUUAGCUAAGGAAAAAAGGGAGAAAAUUCAGCAAGUUAUUCUUGACCGUAAAGAGUAUUCAUCCUUCAUUGAAGUUACAAGGAAAGCUUUACAGGAACUAGAAGAGCAGAGCAAUAAUAUGAGCAAAAGUCCUCUUGGUCUUGAAUCUGCUGCUCUCCUAAACCUAAAAGAUGAUUACCAAGCUCUUCUCAAUGAGAUUUGUGGCCUAGGAUCAGCUAUUAGUGAACUCAAUCAAAAGAAAGAGACUUUCCGAAGCACUGGACAGCCCUGGUUACCAGAAGAGAUGGUUCAACUUGUGAGUCUUUACAGUGGCCUGAAGAGGCAAAUUGAGCAGAAACUCAGUGAUUUAGAUGACACAUUAGAAUCCUUCAGAGAACACGAAUUCAUGACUCAACAACUUAAAAACAAGUUGAAAGUUAUAAAAGAAGAAAUGGGUAAAGUAAAUGAGGAAACUCUUCCCGCUGAGGAUAAGCUCAAAAAUUAUCAUACAUUGGCAGGCAAUGCUCAGGAUGCCAGCUCUGUACUAAAAUGUAUUGUUGAGCAAUUGGAACACCUGUCUCCUCAUGUUGACUCUGAAUCAUACCAGUCCUGUAGCAGACAGAUUAUUGCAUGGCAGGAAGAACUUAAGGUGUUACAUACCAAAGUAGCAGAAAGAAUGGAGGAAAGUGAAAGCAGGUUUGUGCAAAGUAAAGACUUUCAGACCGAGAUUUGUCGUAGCCUGGAAUGGCUGCAGCAAAUUAGAAAUGAUCAGACUAGUUUACAAGGCUUCGAUAUUAAAAUUCAAAGCAUCCAAGAGGAGAUUCGAAAGCAGCAGAUUCUGCAAGAGGAGGUGCAGUCAAGGCUUCGCAUAAUGGCAGCCUUAAGCAAUAAAGAAAAGCAGAAGUAUACUGAUGCCAAAGAGCUUGUUCCUGCUGUCUUAGAGGCCACACUACAAGAGUUAGCCAACUUAGAAACCGAGGUCCGGAAUAUUUUGAGCACUAAACAGACCAAACUGCAGCAAGUCCUUGACUUGUUCCAGAAGUACCACUCAGCAACUCAGUCUGCUAAUAACUGGCUCGAAGAGGCAAGUGCUUUGCUGCAGGAAUCAACUCAGGGGCUGGAUGUGGAACUGUCAGAAGAUCUUCUUCAUCAUCUUACUGAGGUCACUACUUCAGAAGCUCAGUUCCACAAUCAUUUGCAAGUGCUGGAGACUUUGAUUUCUCAACUUAGGCCGUUUUUGAGUGAGGGUGUAAAUGAUCAGGUGACACAAAAUGUAGCAUCUUUACAGCAGAAAGGAGAAGCAGUUCAUCGCCAAAUUCAAAGUCAGCAGGAGGUUUUGAACAGGUCACUUUCCCAAUGGCAUGUUUAUCAGACAUGCAGACAACAACUGAUUGAGCAUAUGAAUGAGGUGGAGAAAAAGCUCACUGAAUUCUCAACUGCUAGAGUAGCCGUCAGUCAUGAAGCUGAAUUAAAACUGAAAAGCCAUAAGUCUCUCGUUUCUAUGGUGAAUGCUUUACAUGGAAAAAUCACAGCAUUAGAAGAGCAGGCAUCCAAAAUGGAACAGAUUGGAAAUGAUGCAAGCAAAGCAACCAUCAGCAGAUCCAUGACAACAGUGUGGCAGCGCUGGACACGUCUGCGCAAUGUAGCACGAGGACAGGAGAAGGUUCUAGAAGAUAUGGCCCAGGAAUGGAGAAGCUUCAAUGACAAGAUGGAGAAGGCAACAGUAACUAUGCAUCAGCUACAAGACAGGAUGCCAGACAGCUCUGUGGAAAAGAUCUCAAAAGCAGCAUUAUUGGAGUUAAUGGAUUACCAUGACUCUUUUAGCCAGGAGAUUGACCGUGAGCUCUCAGCCACAACUCUUCUUCGCCAACAUGCACUCAGCAUAUUGCAGGAUGUAGAAUUCUCCUCACCAUCGCAGGAGGAGCUGCCAAGUAUGCAGGAAAUCAAAGCCACGCAAGAACUAUAUGAGAGCAUUUUACAGAAGGUGAAGAAGAGCAGAAAGCAUGUUCAGCAAGAACUAAAAGAACGUGAAGAAGUAGAGAAGGGGUUAAACAAGGUGAAGGCAUGGAUUCAAGACACACGAGAAUAUUUGUUGAACUCCACAGUGGACAUUGAAGGACAGCUUCAAGAGCUUGAGGUCUUACAGCAGGAGGCCAUCUCUCAUCGUCAAACUGUGGAGAAAACCGCUGAACAGCAGCAGAACAAAUAUUUGGAUCUAUAUACAAUUCUUCCAUCUGAGCUAUCGGUUCAGCUAGCAGAGGUUACUCUGGCUUUGGGGGUCACAGAAGACCAGAUACAAGUGAAAGAAAGAGAAGUGCAACAAGCAAGAAUUGUGAAUGAGGAUAUAAAGUCAAGAAUUCAAGAUGUUUCUGAAAAAAUGAAGGCAAUUUCAUUGAAACUCAAGGAAAAAACUUUGAAUAUUGCCCAAGCUAAAGAAGAGACAAAGUGCCUUUGUGAGGAGCUUGAGGGCUGCAGUAUUAUACUACUUGAACUAGAUGCAUCAGUGCAAGACUUUUCAGAGCAAUGUCCUGAACUUGCCAGACAUCUUAAUGAUGCCAUAGAGAAACUCACCGAUAUUCAUCUGCAUACUCGCAGACUAGCAGAUUACAGGGUGGCAAAACUGAAAAAGUCUGCAACACAUUUGGAAGAGUUUAAUGAAAUGCUUGAAUUUAUUCUGAAAUGGACAGAGAAAGCCAAGGCUUUGGUUAAAAGCAAAAUCAACUGGCACUCAGCAAGUCAUAUCUAUGAUCAAAUGAGAACCUACCAGGCUGUUCUCCGAGAGUCUGGAGAGAUCCACAGUGACUUGGAGGCCAUGUCUGAGAAGGCUGAGUGUCUGUUAGAGGUGUAUAACACCGAAGAGAUGUCUCAGCAGGUAUCAGAACUCAGUCGGCACACUGGACACCUUCAACAGAGAAUCAGAACAAGACUCCAGAGCUUACAAGAUGGAGGGAAGGAUAUGGAGCGAUUUGAAGCUGAAGUACAUGCUCUCCACAAUGCUUUAGAGCAAGCUCAGACAACACUGACAUCGCCUGACCUGGCACGACUGAGUCUUAAGGAGCAGUUGUCUCAUCGACAGCGCUUACUCACUGAAAUGGAGACAUUUAAGCAGAAGGCUCAGGCAGUGCAGAAGUGUCAGAGUGCCUUGAGGAUCCCUGAAGAGGUUGUCACAAAUCUCCCUAUUUGUAAGACAGCUCUGAGACUGCAGGAUGAGGCAAGCCGCCUACAGCACACCACCAUUCAGCAAUGUAACAUACUACAGGAAGCUGUGGUGCAGUAUGAACAGUAUGAGCAGGAGGUAAAGCUUUUGCAGGGGUUGAUUGAAGAGGCACACCGCGUGAUACAAGACCGACCAGUGACAACGAGCAGCAUACAGGAACUCCAGGCACAGAUAUCACAUCAUGAGGAGCUAGCUCAGAAGAUCAAAGGUUACCAGAAGCAGAUCGACUCACUGAAUUCCAAAUGCAAGAUGCUGACGAUGAAAGCGAAACAUGCUGCCAUGCUUCUCACCGUGACAGAAGUGGAGGGGCUCUCAGAAGGCUAUGAUGAAUUAGACGCGGAACUCCUCCCCUCACAGUCCUUGGCUCACCCCUCAGUGGUAAUGAUGACCGCUGGUCGCUGCCACACUCUCCUCUCGCCUGUCACUGAGGAGUCUGGGGAGGAGGGUACCAACAGUGAGAUUUCCUCCCCGCCUGCCUGCCGUUCUCCCUCACCUGUGGCUAACACUGAUGCCUCUGUUAACCAGUUGCAGACAGCAGCUGCAAAGAGCCAACCUACUGUGACAUCUGGUCAGGAGAUCAGCGAGGCUGGACUGGAGUCAGCCGCUGUGGCCAAGCUGGAUGAUCUUCAGCGUUCAUGGGAAACAUUGAAAAAUGUGAUCAGUGAAAAGCAAAGGACCCUUUAUGAAGCUCUUGAGCGCCAGCAGAAGUACCAGGAUUCCCUUCAGUCAGUCUCUACAAAGAUGGAAUCUGUAGAAAUAAAGCUAAAUGAAACUCUAGAAGCUGACAAAACUCCAGAGAGUCAAAUGGCUGCACAUCGGGCCUUAAUGGAUGAGAUCUUAAUGCUUCAGGAUGAGAUCAAUGAUCUCCAAACAUGCUUCUCAGAGGAGAUGACCUGUGAUGCCCCUGACAUGGACACUGCUGACCAGCUGGCUAUGCAGUCCACCCUUACAGUACUGGCUGAACGAAUGUCUACAAUCCGAAUGAAAGCAUCAGGAAAAAGACAGCUUCUUGAGGAGAAAUUAUCUGAGCAGCUAGAGGAACAGCGCCAACAGCAGGCUUUACAGCGAUAUCAUAGUCAAGCAGAUGAGCUAGACCUUUGGCUGCAUAGCACAAAGGCUUCUUUAAAAAGUGCCUUGAAAACAUCUGAUGAACACAUGGACAUGGAGGAGCAGCUCAUUGAUUGUCAGAACAUGCUGAUGGAGAUUGAGCACAAGGUGGCCUCCCUGUCAGAGCUGUCGGUGCAUAGCGAGAACCUGCUGAUGGAGGGGAAGUUGCAUUCCAGGCAAGAGGCAGAGCAGCUUUCCCACAAGCUCCGCACCCUCAAGGGCAGCCUUUUGGAACUACAGAGGAUGCUGCAAGACAAGCAAAUCAACAUCCAAGGUCCACAGCUUGAAAAAGAAGAAAGUGAACGCAACUCGUCACUAUCUCAGAGCCCCAGUGUCCAGGAAUGGCUGGUUCAAGCAAGGACAUCAAGGUCUCAGAAACAUCAGGACAGUCUGAAAAGACAGAGGGAACUGGAGCAGCAGCUGGCACAACAGAAGGAGCUCCUGCAGUCAGUUGCAAGCCGAGGGGAACAGAUUCUGACUCAACAAAGUAACAAGAGUGACAAACCUAAGUCCUUAUCAGACGAAUUUGAUUUGGAGGAGGAAAAGCCUUCUGCACAGGAACAGAUGAGAAUGAGGUGGGAGAGUCUAAAUAGAGAAUUUGAUACCAAGCAGAAAUUUUUGGAAAACACUUUGGAACAAGACCAGAACCAACCGGUUUAUAGUCGACCUAGUUUGGUGUCUUCUUCCACACCAAUGUUCAAAGGAGAUGCUCCAGCACAAGACAAAUCAUCUGUAAAAUCUUUAUUCAGUCGUUUUACCCAGGCCUGUGAUGAUGUCCAAUUCCAGAUGGGAGGUGCUGAUAAACAAAGCCUUCACUUGGAGCAAAAGCUUUACAAAGCUGUAUCUGCUACAUCCAAUUGGUUGGAUGGUGUUGAAAACAGUAUUUUCACCGGACCAGUUCUCCUUGCUGAGGAUACAGAGACACAACUUUGUAAUCAAGAGGGAUUAGGCAAAGAUAUCAAAGAAGUAACAGAAGAUGUAGACAAGAAUAAGGAGCUCUUCCUUCAGGAGCUGGCACGGUGUGGAGAAAACCAGGAUGUGAUUGAAGAAACUUUGGGCCAUCUUCAAGUACGUCUUGGUGCCCUAGACUCAGCUGUGAGUCAGAAAUGUAAUGAUAUGAAAAUACGCCUCCAGCAGCUAACAGAGUUUCAAAUGGAGAUGAAACUGUUAUUCUCUGCACUGGCUGAUAGUAAAUAUCAGAUCCUUCAGAAACUAGCAGCUGCAAUGGAGAGACCAGCUACAAAUUUGAUGGAGGCAAUCUCACAUGCUGAAGAGAACAUGAAGGAGUUUGAGCAAAGAAUUAUUGAGCUUAAAGUACAAGGAGAGAAGCUACAAUUGGACCAGCCUUCCAUUCAGGAACUUUUAAAACUUCAGGAUACUUAUGAAGAGCUUGUCAUGACUGUUGGCUCUCGCAGAAGCGGACUAAACCAAAGCCUUGCUCUGAAAGACCAGUAUGCACAGGCCUUGCAAGACCUCUCUGACCUGGUGGAUACAGCUCAAGAAAAAAUUGCUUCCAGUCAAAAAAUUAUAGCCAACUCCAAAGUGGAUAUUGUGAAUCUCCUUGAAAAGCAUAAGGAUUUUUUUCAGGGUUUGGAAUCUCACAUGAUCUUGACAGAAACUUUCCACAGAAAAAUCAGUGGUUUUCUUCUACCAAGGGAAUCUCAUUCAUAUGAGGAAACAAUGGCUCAUGCCUCUGCAGUUUUAAAACAAGCCCAUAAGAAAGGCAUAGAGCUGGAAUACAUUCUUGAGACCUGGAUCCACGUUGAAGAUGAUUACCAAUCUUUGUUCAGACAACUGGAACUUGUAGAAAGUAAUGUCCCCAGUGUUGGCCUAGUGGAAGAGACAGAAGAAAGACUUUUGGAAAGGAUAACAAUUUAUCAGCAUUUGAAGAGCAGUUUGACUGAGCAUCAACAUCAGCUCUAUCAGGUUUUGGAUGAUGGGAAGAGGCUAAUGAUGUCUGUCUGUUGUUCGGAUUUGGAUAUUAUUUUGACUCAGCUGGGGGAACGCUGGCUUAAUAAUACAUCCAAAGUAAACAAGGAGCUCAACAGACUGGACACAAUAUUGAAACAUUGGCAAAGGUACCAACGAGAGUCUACAGAACUUGGACAAUGGCUACAAAAUGCACUUGAUCAGCUAGAGUAUUGGAACACACAGUCAGUAACUGUACCACAGGAGCUAGAAACUGUCCGAGACCAUCUCAGUACUUUCCUGGAGUUCUCAAAGAUAGUGGAUGCCAAAUCUUCUUUGAAGUCUUCAGUACUGAGUACUGGUAAUCAGUUGCUGCGUUUGAAAAAGGUGGACACAGCAGGACUGCGGGCUGAACUUUCUCAGAUUGAAUCUCGCUGGGCUGAACUUCUUACAAGCAUUCCUGCAGUGCAAGAGAAACUACACCAGCUCCAGAUGGAGAAACUUCCUUCUCGUCAUGCCAUUACUGAGUUGAUGAGCUGGAUUUCACUCAUGGAGAAUGUCAUAAAAGAAGAUGAAGAAAAAAUCAAAGGUGUAGUUGGAUCUGAAGCUAUAAAAGGAUACCUUCAGAAAUACAAGGGUUUCAAGAUUGAUAUUAACUGCAAACAGCUUACAGUGGAUUUUGUUAAUCAAUCUGUCCUUCAAAUCAGUGGUCAAGAUGUGGAAAGUAAGCGCAGUGACAAAACUGAUUUUGCAGAACGGCUUGGAGCGAUGAAUAGGCAAUGGCAGAUAUUACAAGGUCUAAUUACAGAAAAGAUCCAAAUGUUGGAAAGUCUGCUUGAUUCCUGGCUAGAAUAUGAGAGCAAUGUUCAGAGUUUACAGACUUGGUUUGGUGUGCAAGAAGACAGACUUAAGAAGCAUUACAGGAUCGAAGACCUGGCAUCAGUUCAGAAUACAUUGAAGGACUGCCAGGAACUUGAGGAGAUGAUUAGAGUAAAGGAGCGAGAUGUGGAGAAAGUGGAAGAGAGAGGCUACACACUGAUACAAAACAAGAAAGAAGGUGCCUGUAGUGUUGUAAUGGAAACAUUGCAAGGUGUCAAUCAUAGCUGGGCUAACCUGGACCACUUGAUUGGGCAGCUAAAGAUAAGUUUAAAAUCAGUCUUGGACCAAUGGAACAUUUAUAAAAAGACACUUGAAGAAAUCAAUGGUUACUUAAUGGAAGGAAGGUACUCCUUGUCUCGAUUCCGCCUGCUGACUGGUUCUUUGGAAGCUGUCCAGAUUCAAGUGGGCAACUUACAGAAUCUACUGGAUGAUCUUGAAAAAAAGGAAAACAUCAAAAGGAAGUUUGGGUCUGUGACUCAUCAGCUGCUCAAAGAGUGUCACAUAUCUGUUGCCGACUCCUUAAACAAUGCACUCAAGGAUGUUGAAAUGAGGUGGACAUGCCUGCUUGUGGACAUUUCAGAGCAGCUUCAUACAAGCAAAGCCUUACUUAAACUGUGGCAAAGAUACAAGGAAUAUUAUAACCAAAGCUCUUCAUCAGUCCUACAGCAGGAAGAACUUGCUAAUGAGCUGUUGAAAAAAGCCACUGGCAAAGACAUUUCUGAUGAAGAGAUUUCCAGUUGGAUCCAGGAUUGUAAUGAUUACCUGAGAUCCCAGAAUGCAGUGCAGGAAUCCCUUGGUGUUCUCCAUGAACUUGGCGAACAGCUGAAACAGCAGGUUGACUCAUCUGCUGUUGCUGCCAUUCAGUCUGAUCCACUCUCCUUAACACAGCGCUUAACAGUACUGGAGCAUGCUCUGGUCAGGCAGAAGGGAAUUCUGCAGGCUGGUGUUCAGGACUAUGAGACAUUUAACAAGCAGCUGCAAGAACUUGAGAACUGGAUAACAGAGGCUCAAGAUAUUCUGAAAAACCAGGAUCCCAACUGUUCAUCUGAUCUGUCGAUUAUAGAGGACAGAAUGGAGGAACUCAAGAGGCAAAUGCUGAAGUUUAGCAGCAUGGCACCAGAUUUGGAACGCUUGAAUGAGCUCGGCUACAGGUUGCCACUGAACGACAAGGAGAUUAAAAGAAUGCAGACCUUAAACAGGAGCUGGUCAGUGACCUCCGCACAAACCACUGAACGAUUUAGUAAAUUGCAGGCUUUUCUGUUGCAACACCAAACAUUCCUGGAGAAAUGUGAGGCUUGGAUGCAGUUCCUUAUGCAGACAGAAGAGAAACUGGCUGUGGAAAUAUCCGGAAACUUUCAAAGUCUUCUAGAGCAGCAGCGUGCACAUGAGUUGUUUCAAGCUGAGAUGUUCAGUCGGCAGCAGAUUCUUCAUUCUAUCAUCAGUGAUGGACACCGCCUUCUAGAGCAAGGGCAAGUAGAUGACAGAGAUGAAUUUAACCUGAAAUUGGCUCUGCUGAGUAACCAGUGGCAAGGAGUAAUUCGCAGAGCUCAGCAGAGGAGGGGAAUCAUUGACAGCUUAAUUCGGCAAUGGCAGCGAUAUAGAGAGAUGGCAGAAAAACUCCGGAAGUGGCUGCUUGAAGUGUCACACCAGAGUGAGAACAAACAAGAUGGUACACCAGUGCCUCUGCAGCAGGCCAGAGCGAUGCUUGAUGAAAUUCAGCUGAAAGAAAGAGUUUUACAGCGUCACCAGGGAAGCUACAUCUUGACUGUGGAGGCAGGAAGACAACUCUUGUUGUCAGCAGACACAGAAGCAGAGAUGACUCUCCAAGCAGAACUAACUGAUAUGCAAGAACGCUGGAAGUGUGCAAACAUCCGCCUUGAUGAGCGCAAGAGGGAGCUGUCAGCUUUGCUAAAGAACUGGGAUCGCUGUGAGAAGGGGAUUAGUGAUUCACUGGAGAAAUUACGAGCCUUCAAGAAAAAGCUUUCCCAGCCCUUGCCUGACCAUCAUGAUGAACUGCAUGCUGAGCAGAUCCGCUGCAAGGAAUUAGAGAACACAUUUGAUGGUUGGACAGAUGACCUGGCUCAUCUCUCUGUACUGAAGGAGUCUCUGUCAAGCUAUAUUAGUGCUGAUGACCUGACAGUGCUCCAGGAGCGCAUUGAGCUUUUGCAGAAGCAAUGGGAAGAGCUCAGCCAUCAGCUUUCCUUGCGGUGGCAGCAGGUGAAUGAGAAGCUGAAUGAAUGGGCCGUAUUCAAUGAAAAGAACAAAGAACUCUGCGAGUGGCUUACACAAAUGGAAAGCAAGGUUUCUCAAAAUGGUGACAUUAGUAUUGAAGAAAUGAUUGAAAAACUUAGAAAGGACUACCAGGAAGAAAUAACAAUGUCUCAAGAAAAUAAGAUACAGCUUGAGGAAAUGGGAGAAAGGCUUGCAAAGGUCAGCCAUGAGAAUAAAGCUUCAGAAAUAGAUUAUAAACUGGGCAAGGUCAGAGACCGCUGGCAACACCUUUUAGACCUCAUUGGAGCCAGGGUAAAGAAGCUCAGAGAAACACUUGUGGCUGUACAGCAAUUAGAUAAGAAUAUGGGCAGCCUAAGAUCAUGGCUUGCUCACAUCGAAACAGAACUUUCUAAGCCAAUUGUCUAUAACACAUGCGAUCUCAGUGAAAUAGAGAAGAAGCUCAAUGAGCAACAGGAACUCCAAAGAGACAUAGAGAAGCACAGCACAGGGGUAGCCUCAGUUCUUAACCUUUGUGAGGUCCUUCUGCAUGAUUGUGAUGCUUGUGCUACUGAAACUGAAUGUGACUCCAUCCAGCAAGCCACUCGUAGUCUGGACAGAAGGUGGAGAAACAUCUGCGCCAUGUCCAUGGAGCGGAGACUCAAGAUUGAAGAGACCUGGAGGUUAUGGCAAAAGUUUCUUGAUGACUUUUCUCGUUUUGAAGACUGGCUUAAAAUGUCAGAGAAGACUGCAGCCAUCCCCAACUCUUCUGGAGUAAUUUAUACUGUAGCCAAAGAAGAGAUGAAGAAGUUUGAGGCAUUUCAACGACAGGUUCAUGAGAGCUUGACACAGCUAGAGCUUAUCAACAAGCAGUAUCGCCGCCUGGCUCGAGAAAAUCGCACAGACUCUUCUUGCAAGCUCAAGAAGAUGGUGCAUGAUGGCAAUCAAAGAUGGGACAAUCUUCAGAAAAGAGUAGCCUCUAUUUUGCGAAGACUAAAGCACUUUAUAAGCCAAAGGGAAGAGUUUGAGACAGCCAGAGACAGCAUACUGGUGUGGCUCACAGAAAUGGACCUUCAGUUAACAAAUAUUGAGCAUUUCUCAGAAUGUGAUGUCCAAGCCAAAAUAAAACAGCUCAGGGCAUUCCAAGAGGAGAUUGCACUAAACAGAGGUAAAAUAGACCAUAUAUUCCAACAAGGUGAGCUGCUGAUUGAGAAAAAUGAGCCUUUGGAUGCUGCUGUCAUUGAGGAAGAGUUGGAGGAAGUACAGCGAUACUGUGAUGAGGUGUUUGGGCGCGUAGAACGCUACUACAAGAAGCUUAUGCGACUUCCGCUGACAGACGACGAACAUGAUGUCUCAGAUCGAGAACUGGACCUGGAUGAGGCCACAGAAUUGUCCAGCCUGCACUGGAAUGACAAGCCCACAGAUAAUAUCCUUUCUCCACAAGCAGGUUCCAGUCGUUCAACCUCUAUGGCCCCUCCAACUCGUACAGAACGUUCAGGUAGAGACACCCCAGCUAGUGUUGACUCAAUCCCACUUGAAUGGGACCACGAUUAUGACUUGAGUCGUACUCUGGAACCUCUGAGCCCACUACAAGCAGCAGGUAUUUCAGAAGAUGGCCAAGAUAAGGGUGAAAAAGAGCUCUUCCUCCAUGGUGCUUCUAGUCUGUCAGAUGUAGUGAUCCCUGAAAACCCAGAGGCAUAUGUUAAACUGACAGAAAAUACAUUGCGAUCAAUCUCUGGUGCCUGUGGCUCUUUGGAAACUCAUAUCAGACAGCUGGAUAAAGCCUUGGAUGCAAGUCGUUUCCACCUGCAGCAGACUGAAAACAUCAUCCGAAGCCGCACACCAACAGGGCCGGAACUUGACACCACAUAUAAAGGAUAUAUGAAGCUGCUGUCUGAAUGCAGAGAGAGCAUUGACACAGUCAAAAAGGUUGGGUGUAAUCUAAAGGAAGAUGAAGACCAUUUUUCAGGAUUUAUCAACCUGAACGGCACAGAGACACAGACCUCAGGUGUGAUAGAGCGCUGGGAGUUGAUCCAGGCACAGGCUCUUAACAAAGAGCUCCGAAUGAAGCAGAAUCUUCAGCAUUGGCAACAGUUCAACUCUGACCUGAACAACAUCUGGGAUUGGCUGGUCCAGACUGAGGAGGAGCUUGAGCAGCUGCGAGGCCUGCAUCUCAGCACUGACAUUGGCACCAUUGAGCAGCAUAUCAAGAAGCUGAAGGAACUACAAAAGGCUGUUGACAAUCGAAAAGCCAUCAUCCUCUCAAUCAACUUGUGCAGCUCUGAAUUUGUGCAGUCGAACACUGAGGAGGCUCAAGAGCUGCAGACCCGAUUGGGACAAAUGAAUAAGAAAUGGGACCGUGUGGGAGUGUUGAUUGAGGAGUGGCGUGUCUCACUGCAGGAUGCCCUUAUGCAAUGCCAAGAUUUUCAUGAAAUGAGUCAUGGACUGCUGCUAUGGUUAGAAAAUAUUGACCGGCGAAGAAAUGAAAUUGUUCCCAUUCAGCCAAAUCUAGACUCAGAUACCCUUCAUGACCACCACAAAAUUCUCAUGCAAAUCAGACAGGAGUUACUUGAAUCUCAGAUGAAGGUGGUCUCGCUACAAAGCAUGUCCAGUCAGUUGCUGGUUAAUGCUGUGGGAGCAGAUUGCUUGGAAGCCAAUGAAAAGGUACAUGUCAUUGGGAACCGACUCAAGCUUCUUCUGAAGGAAGUCACACAAGACCUGAGAGACCUGGAAAAGGUGUUAGACAUCAGAAGCAGCCAAUUGGAUCUAUCUUCUUGGUCAUCAACUGAUGAACUGGACACUUCUGGUUCCCUGAGCCCCGCAUCUGGCAGGACCACUCCAAGUCGACGUCGAUCGCCACGGGGCAAAUGUAGUCUCUCACAGCCUGGAUCCUCUGUCAGCAGUCCACACAGCAGGCCUCACAGAAGCGAUGGAUCCGGUUCUUCCCAUUCUGAGACUCAGCACUCCCAGUCCUUCUUCCUUCGUGUGCUACGAGCUGCGCUGCCUCUUCAGCUGCUGCUACUCCUACUUAUUGGGUUAGCCUGUCUUGUGCCCAUGACGGAAGAAGACUACAGCUGUGCACUGUCCAACAACUUCGCAAGAUCUUUUCACCCCAUGCUGCGAUACACUAAUGGACCCCCACCGAUAUGAGGCACAAAUUCAAUUUAGUGCAUUCUCAUUUAUUCAUCCCAUCCAGGAACGUGCAGGGAAACAGAAAAAGACUGACAGACUGUUUUUACUCUUCCAAGAUCUGUGUAAAAUCAUUCGCCAAAAACAAAAAACAAACCAAUUAUGACAUAAAGUAAUAAUUUCCACUAAUUGGUAGUGGAUUACUACUGCAAGAAAAUGAUGUUCUUCUUACAUAAGUGCUUGUUCUCCCUGAUCAGAAAAUCGUCAGGACGCUGGGAAUCACUGAUGCCGGCUGAGUUCAGGUCAGCCAGUCCGCAAUGAGUACAGUAUUGUAGCAUCGAUACUUGCGAUUGAAACAAGCCUUUUUUCUUUGUUAAGAACAUUUGAAUGAUGUGUAAUAUAACAUUCUAAAUUGCUUAUAUGGCAAUUAUUUUUUUACUUUUAUUUUUUUGGCAUGCUCUAAUAAUCCUUGCUUUUGAAACCAAUCACUGCAGAGCACACACAGUGUAAAGGUGAACGGUACUUUUAUAUUCAAACAGCUAACUGGAUGUAAUUAAUUAGAUCCCUUAUUGUGAAAAUGAAAGAGAUUAUUGGGUGUAAAGCAAAUAAUGAAGAAAAUAUUUAUGUAUGUACAGUUUGCUAAGGCUAAUUUUUUAAAAUGUUUAUUUGCAUUUAAUACAUAUACAGUAUAAAA
Messenger RNA from Erpetoichthys calabaricus (reedfish), 27121 nucleotides. Its product is annotated as nesprin-1-like. NCBI's taxonomy places the organism in Eukaryota, Metazoa, Chordata, Cladistia, Polypteriformes, Polypteridae. Gene Ontology annotation, molecular function: protein binding. The record is from RefSeq and is a predicted model, not a curated record. Bases 16 to 26448 code for a protein of 8810 amino acids. The transcript has 146 exons. Gene Ontology annotation, cellular component: membrane.